AUGUACAGAACUGGCAAGAAAAAUGCUGUUAAGAAUGUACACAAUAACUACAAUGAAUAUAGUGAGUUCCAUGCCAGGGAGGUAGAGGCUCACAUAUGUGCAGCUUUCAUGCAAAAGAUGAGUAUGCUGAAAAUGAAUGGUAAGUCAUUAUGGGAAUAUAGAGAAUAUUGCACAGCAACACACUUAAUUUUCCAUUUCCAUGACAAUCGAUGCCCGGCAGAUAGAGAAUGUGUAAGCCACUGUACAUGCUCAUUAGGUGGGGGAGUUGGAAGUGCUGGUUGUGAAAUAUAUUUUUACUUCAAUUAUAUCAUAGAUAAACCCAAUGUUGUACUACCAGAUGAUUCAGUUUCAAAGUCUAUUAAAGGGAAGUGCAGUGAUUUUGUAAGGGAAUAUUGUGUUUCAGUCAGAGAAAGUUAUUGAUAUUGUAAACAAGACAGCUGAGCUGGAUGAAAAGAUGAAAUCACCAUUUGCAUGUAGGGCAGAUGGUUGCAACAAAUCCUAUCUGUCUCAUUUUGCCAGAGUCAGGUGAGUCUAUAUUUCCAUUAUAAUUCAAACUGUGUGUUGAAACUAACUACAGUACAAAGUUCACAAUACAGUUACAUCCAGGCAACUAGCUUGCUGCACACUAAAAACCUUUGAUAACCCUUGGAUUUUAUCCUGUGAGGCAGAGGUUUAUAAUAUGCUCCCAAAGGCUAAUAGCCCUUAUAAUGUUCAUAAACUAUCAAUGAGGAGACUGCAUGUCAAUUAGACGCUUAACAAUUUUCUAAUGUUUGAAAUUUUCUUAGUAUCCAGUUUGGGAUAAAAGUCAUUCACAGUUUGGUAUUCAAAACCAAAUUAUAGUAUCCUUUCAAUUGGGGAUAGUCUGUAAAUUUCAGACCAUGGUAAAUAAUUAGAUCAUUAAAUACUACCAGGAUCAUUUACUGAAUGAACAUGCUUGUAAAAAGUUUCAAUUUUUCUUAUUUUAUUAGACAUGAAAUUGGCAAGCACAAAUUUGUCAUUGCAAGAUUUGAAGAAAUAAAUGAUGAGCGAGAUCCUAUGGGAUACUAUUUCUGUCAAUGUGGCUGUGCUUUUGUUUUUAGUACUAGAGCAACAAGGAAUAG
Molecule: messenger RNA, 1100 nt
Organism: Paramuricea clavata
Lineage: Eukaryota; Metazoa; Cnidaria; Anthozoa; Malacalcyonacea; Plexauridae
Source: the annotation of a GenBank genome assembly